This is a messenger RNA of Salmo salar (Atlantic salmon), 3571 nucleotides long. RefSeq lists its product as uncharacterized. The record is from RefSeq and is a predicted model, not a curated record. NCBI's taxonomy places the organism in Eukaryota, Metazoa, Chordata, Actinopteri, Salmoniformes, Salmonidae. Gene Ontology annotation, molecular function: DNA-binding transcription factor activity, RNA polymerase II-specific; RNA polymerase II cis-regulatory region sequence-specific DNA binding. Gene Ontology annotation, biological process: regulation of DNA-templated transcription.
CGGAAGUAGGAUUGGAAACGACUCUGUUUUGAUUUUGCAUUCCUUGUGUGGGGUAAAGAAAUACAUACUGACUCUACUAAAUAGACUACCCAACUCUCAUUCGACUGAAAAUGUCUAAACUACAGUUGUUGCGUGUGUUUUUAAAUGAUCGUUUAACGGCGGCUGCUGUGGAGAUUUUCGGUGCAUUUGAGAAAACGGUAGUAGAAUACCAGGAGGAGAAUGAUCGGCUACGGAGACUGCUGCGGAUCACACCAGAGAUACCACAACGUAAAAUAGACUCCCUGCAGCUCUCUGUCUCUGAAGAGGAGGUUCCCCCUGAGCAGCAGCACUGUGAGCAGGUUUGGAGCCCCAGUCUGGGACAGAAGGACCCAGAGCCCAUACAGGUUAAAGAGAAACAGGAGGAACUGAGGAGCAGUCAGGAGGAAGAGCAGCUUCAAGGGCUGGAGCCUGAUAUCAUAGAAUUCAAAUUCACUCCUUCCUCUGUGAAAAGUGAAUGUGAUCAGGAGGACCCAGUUUGGUCCUUGACUCUUCCCCAAACCCAGACUGUGGAGAACAGAGAGAGUGACUGUAAACGAGUGGAUUUCACACCUUUUGGCACUGUGACCCACAUUAAGGGUCUUUACAUUCCCUGUGACCCUCCAGAUAAUCAAAACAAUGCCUCCAGCCACAGUUCAGCUGUAAGCAGUGACACAGUUGGACCUGACUGCAGCCCACCAUUUGACAUCAGCACAACAUUGGAUCCAAACCCACCAAUGGAGGAACACUGUUCCAAACCCAGCACCACAUCUAUAAAAAUUCACCACUGCCGUGACUGUGGUGAAACGUUUCCUCUGAAAGCUGACCUGCAGAGACAUGUGACUUUUGCCAAGAAGAGACUCAGCGAAUGCCACUUAUGCAAAAAACAGUACAACUCCACCUGUAAACUGAAGGCCCAUGUCCGACUCUGUCACGAUGGGAAACCCUGCACCUGCCCCUUUUGUGGCAAGGCCUUCAAACAAAAAGGACAUCUGUCCAGGCACAUGAAUAUUCACACAGGAGAGAAACCAUUUACCUGUGGUGACUGUGGGAAGAGCUUUAUUCAGAAGGGGGACCUAAGGAGGCACAUACUGACUCACACAGGAGAAAAACCAUUUAGCUGUGGUGACUGCGGAAAAGGCUUCAUUCGCAAAGAGCACCUAACUGCACAUAAACGGACUCACACAGGAGAGUAAUCAUUUAUCUGUGGUGACUGCUGGAAAAGCUUUAGUCUCAAGCAGAACCUAACCAUUCACAAACUGACUCACACAAGAGAGUAAUCAUAUGGCUGCUCAGUCUGAGGUAAAAGAUUCAUUCAGAAGGUAAACAUGCUUACCCCUUUGAGAUGUAUCCACAAAGAAAGAAAAUAGGAUGAAAAUACAAAGAAGAAAGACCGUUAGGACAAAGAUCUCCUGUCAGGAGAUGGGAAUAAAAAUGGAGGAUGUGAACAACAUUCUUAGAAAAGCAAAGCUACUCUGGAUCAUUCCUGCUCUGGAUUUCAGAUAAAUAGAUACAUGAUGGAUUUACUUUAGUAAAAUGUUUUGUGUAAAUAAAGUUUGAUUUGAAUUAAAAGUUUAGGAAAUUAAAUAACAGUAGUGCCUGUAUUUUGUUCAACAUCUGUUGAUGUUUUAACGUAAUUAGAAACAGGGAUAUGUUUCGCUCAGGGUGAUGACAGAAUGUUUUGACUGAUGUUAUUGAUUUAUAAAAAAUGCAUACAUUCCAGAAGAGUGGGAGGCCCCGGUGCACAACUGAACAAGAGGACAAGUACGUUAGUGUCUAGUUUGAGAAACAGACUCCUCACAAGCCCUCAACUGGCAGCUUCAUUAAAUAGUACCCACAAAACACCAGUCUCAAUGUCAACAGUGAAGAGGCGACUCCGGGAUGCUGACCUUCUAGGCAGAGUUGCAAAGAAAAAGCCAUAUCUCAGACUGGCCAAUAAAAAAUAAAAGAUUAAGAUGGGCAAAAGAACACAGAAACUGGACAUAGUCUGAAUACCUCUCGUAUUGCCAACCUUACUACAAUGGCAGCAAAUAUUCUUGUGAAUUCAACAACACAUAAUGAAAGGAAACUUUAUUUAUAUCACCCCUUUUCCUGAAGUGAAUGGUUUCACCCACUACUCUACCCGCGAACUGCGGCAUUCUUUGAUAUCUACAUUGCACACGAGGUUGAUGGAAACUCUACAUUUUCACUUUUUCACACUGGCAUGUCAUGCCUAAGUUUUCUAAUCUUGCCAAUUAAAAUAUAAUUAAAGUAAUUGGCAAUAUCAGUGGGUUAUGUGAUGAAUGAGCCAUCUGAUUCAAUGAAUGAUGGAACUGAGUUUGCCUUUUUGCCCAAAAUUUCAUUUAAGGUGCUCCAAAGCUUUUUACUAUAAUUCUUGAAAUCAUUCUUUAUGUAAUUUAUCUUUGUUUCAUAGUGUAGUUUCUUAUUCUUUUAAUUAAGUUUGGUCACAUGAUUUCUCAAUAUGCAAUACGUUUGCCAGUCGGUUGUGAAGCCAGACUUAUGUGCCAUUCCUUUUGCCUCAUCCCUCUCAACCAUAACAUUUUUCAAUUCUUCAUCAAUCCAAGGGGAUUUAACCGUUUUUACAGUCAUUUUCUUAAUGGAUGCACGCUUAUUAGCAACUGGAAAAAGCAAUUUCAUAAACGUGUCAAGUGCAGCGUGAGGACUGCAGAUGUCACCAGGGCAAUAAAUUGCAAUAUCCAUACUGUGAGACGCCUAAGUGAUAGAAUAAUUUGUAUGUUUAAGAUAAUGACUAAAGUAUUCCACCCUGAAACCAUAUAAUUGUAUGAAAUGUGUUAGAGUCAUAAUCCAAUAAUGUGUGUACUGUAAUGUCCGUACUGUGAGACACCUAAGACAGCAGAUGGAGACAACUUCCUCGGCACGCAAGUUCCAGGUAGCACAGGCCUUUUGGAUGGGGACAGAUGACAAGGCGGGGAAACAUCCAUCAGGCCCGAGCGGCUUCCAGCCACAGGAGUUAAGAACAAGACAUUUCAAGUUUUCCCCGUAAAUUCGUGCAGAAUUGAAAUUUGCUUGCACAUUUUACUCCCCCCUGGCUGGAGCGCAUAGGCUUCUCUAGGCUUUCUGCAGUUGUGGUUGUUAUCAGUAGGCUACAGUUGAUCAGACUGAAGCACAGAUUAAUUGUGCACGAGUGAACAAACCAUGAGGCAAAUCAGUCUAAACAAUAGCUUUUGUGUCAAUAUUUAUUUUUAAACUGAAUCAAAAGUGUUGGGGCAUAUGCCAGCCUGCCACACGUUUGCCAGCAGCCUUGCUUACCAUCUCAACAAAAGAUAUCUUGUGUCCUACCUAACCAGUGAACGUGUGGCUGUGACUGUCCUGUCAAUGCCUGUCAUCACUGUUUGAUAUCUUUUACUGCAGGUAUGCUUUUCUGUAUUUUUGUUAUUUUCGAAACACAACGCAUGUAUACUAUACAAUCACUUUGUAGUUUGAGUCUGAGAGAGAUAUUCUGAGAGCAGUGAACGUGUGGCUGUGACCGUCCUGUCAAUGCCUGUCAUCACUGUUUGAUGUAUUUUACUGCAGAUAAAAACCGAGUCAACCUGAA